AUGCCUAGCGUGCUGUUCUCCGAUCUUGCUACUUCGAUUAUGCCUUUGACCUUCUACGAAAUAGUGGUGGCAGCCUUGCUCCGUUGUUCGAAUAAUACUGGAAGUUGUCUUGACGUCUUCAAUAUCAUUAGGAAGAUUUGCCCAGAGAAAUACAGUCUCAGGAAUGCCAGACAAUGUGUUCGCAAGAUUUUCAUUGAAUCUCUAUAUAUUGAGAGAGUCAAAAACACUGACAAGUAUCGUUUGCGAGACGGCUGGCAAUAUGAAUUACCAUGCAUUAUCAUCGUAAACGGGAUGGAGUAUCACGUCGCUACUAGAACCUGCAUCGAAUGGAUGAGAUACCUGCAUACGAUAACACGUACCAAACCAGUCAUCCAACCUACAUCACCCAUCAAACACUGGGACUUGGAUUGCAAAGCAGGGACACAGUUUGUACCGACGACUGAAAAUGGAAAACGACUUGGUGUUGAAAAACCAAGAACUUUUGAUAUUGAACCUGUACCAUUGAGCCGGAAAUGUCGGAUGUUUUCUAUCGAUGAACUACUUAAAUCAAAAGCAGAGGAGUCGGAUUGUCUUCAUUGUCCUGAUAGUCCGCCAGAGGUGACCAUCUACGUUUGACAUCGUGGUGUGUAACGGGCCAGGCAUCAUCUAGAACAGGCUUAUAUUAUGUAGGUGUAACCAAAAUUGACACUUAAGCAGUAUAAUCUAGAACAAAGAAAUUAUCUUUAUUUUUUUAAUUUCUAAUGUGAGUUUAUCGAUAUACUGAAGAUAAGAAUAUCAUUUUAGCAAUAAAGAUUAAACUAUAACAAUCUAUAUUGUAUAUAAGAGUAAAGUAAUUUGAACCAAUUAAGGUGUGUUACGUUUUCUAGCGUUUUGAUAGUAUUAAAAUAUUAUAUGUUUCUAAACCGUUACAAGCAUAGCAAAAUAUCUCGGGUAGCUGUACACAAUAAUUUAUACAAUGUUUUUAAGAUUUCAUAAAUGGAACAAUUGUAUCUAAAGAUGAUG
Molecule: messenger RNA, 1002 nt
Organism: Anneissia japonica
Lineage: Eukaryota; Metazoa; Echinodermata; Crinoidea; Comatulida; Comatulidae
Exons: 2
Coding region: 1-615 (204 amino acids)
Source: RefSeq, a predicted model, not a curated record